AUAAAAUAAUAGUUUUAGAGACAAAUAAGUUUAAUUUCAGAGACAGAAAAUAUAUUAGUCGAGUAUAACAUAUUUUAGGAGACAAUUACUUUAUGUGCCGCAAAAUUUUGUCGCUAAAGGUUAUUUUUCUUGUAGUGAGUAUACUAUAAUUCUGGAGUAUACCACAUCAUCAUAUAUAUAUAUAUAUAUAUAUAUAUAUUAUUAGCAAUUGUUCAUUUCAUUUACUAUAAAUAAAUGAAAAUUGAUUAUAAAAUGAAUAAUAAUUUUUCAGUUCCAUCAAAUCAAAAUUUAAAACAUUUAUUUUAUAUAUGUCUUAACAAUUUACUAAUGUAAUUUUAUGUUGUAGUGAAUAACCUACUUUUCUAAUGUAGACAACAGCUGUGCACACAACGUUUCUAUUAAUAGUUUGAGCGUUUUACUUAGGGUUAAUAUUUUUGUAUGACCUGAACUUUGACCAAAAUAAACAUCCUGGCCAAUUUUUUCGAUCUAUAACAUCCUGGCCCGAACUACACACCAAAAUAAACAAUUUGGCCAAACCCGAUGUUUGACCGUUAACUUGGACGGUCAAACGCGUUGACUAACGGUCAACGCGCCACGUCAAUGCCACGUUACUGCCAAGUCAGAAGAUCUGAUAAAUAUUUAAUUUUUUUUUGUUUUUUAUUUGUGUUUUAACUAAGGUAUUAGAUGAUUUUUUUUAAUUUAUAAUAAUUUAAAAUUAAGGAAUGUGUGGAAAUUGUGAAUUAUUUUAAAUAUUUUAUGCUGACUUGGCAGUGACAUGGCGCGUUGACUAACGGUCAACGCGUUUGACCGUCCAAGUUAACUGUCAAAAGUCGGAUUUGGCCAAAUUGUUUAUUUUGGUGUAUAGUUCGGAUCAGGAUGUUAUAGAUCGAAAAGAUUGGACAUGAUGUUUAUUUUGGUCAAAGUUCAGGCCAUACGAAAAUAUUAACCUUUUAAUUAUCUAAUCAACUAAGUAUGUAACUCUUUUCAGCAAAGAAAGCUUAAUUAUCAAAAUGAAUUAGCCCUAGGUAUUUCCCCCAAAACAGAAGCCGAAUAAAAGGUGUACGUGUGAAUGGCUGAGCUUACUUAUAUGGUUGGGACAGUCUUAAUUAUGGAUUUGGCGGAAUUCAUGUCACAGUUAGUCUUAAUUAUUUGAGCUAAGACUGAUUGACCAUGAGACGAUGAAUGAAGAAGAAGAACUUCUGGACCACCAUCUCCAGCUAGCUAGGACUGAUAGGAACAUGUAACGUCGCGAAUCAAGAGUUCCUCUUUGAGGUGAGGAGAAAGAUCAUUAAUGCUUUCUUUUGUAAAACGACAAAACUAUAUAUGUGACCUAGGAAAGGCAGCCAAUCUUUUGCUCUAAUAAAGUGUUUGGUCUAUAUUUCAUGCAUGAUUGAUCGUCCAAUUAAGACAUCUUUUUCGUGGAGGACCAUUACAACUGCCGUCGACUCGUCCUCUACUUGUGGUAGUUUCCCACUCAAGGUCUUUUUCCAGCAAAGAAAAGAGUGGUUGGUUUCCGAUUAUGCCCCUCCGGAAUUUUCUUGCUGAGAUGCGCCGGCUACAGUGUCAUCGUGAUAAGUGAUAUUGAGCUGCCUAUAUAAAGCCUGCCGCGGUAGCCUUUGUGAUACAAACCAUACCCGAGAGAGAGAGAGAGAGAGCCAAAUAUACCUGUUGUUGUGAGAUAAGGAAGGUUAAUAAUCUCCUAUUUCCAUAAGAAGAAGCGUGUUCUUUGAAAUGGCGGCGACAAUGGAGGUUGGAGGUUCUCUUCCUUUUCCCAAUGCUCAUCAGUUUGCUGCAAGCUCCAAGGAUGUUGAACACUCUCUUCCUGUUCCCAAUGUUCAAGAGGUGAGCUCCCAAGAGGUUGGAGAUUCUGUUCCUGUUCCUGUUCCCGAUGUUGAACAAUCGAGCUCCCUGGAAGUUGGAGGGUCUCUUCCCGUUCCCAAUGUUCAAGAGCUGGCUGCGGUCUCGGAGGAUGUAUCGGCUAGGUACAUACGACCAGAGCGCGAGCUGGAACAAGUUGCUAAUGGUGAGUUUGGUCAAAUUCCAGUCAUCGACAUGAGCAAGCUCGUUGGCGAUGACAAGGAGGAGUCCGCUAGACUGCAUUCGGCUUGUAAGGAAUGGGGAUUCUUUCAGGUGAUCAAUCAUGGGGUUGCCGACGAGGUGAUUACCAAGAUGACGGAGAAUAUUCAAGAGUUUUUCAGCCUACCGUUGCAAGAAAAAAUGGAAUAUGCACAACUGCCAACUGGCAUGGAAGGAUACGGCCAAGCUUUUGUUUUUUCGGAACAGCAAACACUUGAUUGGGGUGACAUGUUGUUCAUCAACGCAACGCCUAUCAAUGAAAGAAGAAUGAGGUUCUGGCCGAAAAAUCCCGCUUCUUUCAGGGAAACUCUCGACAAGUAUGCGGCAGAGCUGGAAAAGGCGGCUAGAAGGUUGAUGGUUUCCAUGGCUAGGAACUUGGGAGUGGAGCCAGAAAAGCUGCUCAGUUUGUUCGACGACGGUGUGCAAAGCCUGAGAAUGAACUACUAUCCGCCAUGUGAGCAAGCUAGCAAGGUCACCGGUAUUGCCCCACAUGCCGACGGCACUGGAUUGACUCUGUUGACUCGACUGAAUCAAGCACAAGGUCUGCAAGUCAUGAAAGAAGGGAAAUGGGUUCCCAUUGAUCCUCUUCCAGGCGCAUUCAUCGUCAAUAUCGGGGAUAUGCUUGAGAUUAUCACCAAUGGAGAAUACAAGAGCAUAGAGCACAGAGCAUUAGUGAACGAUAAAAAUGAGAGGCUAUCAAUUGCAUCGUUUCACGACCCAAGCAUGAACAUCAUGGUUGAACCAUUACCAGACCUUCUCAUCAAGGAUCAAAAGAAACAAGCACCAAAUUAUAAAUCUAUAUCCCACCGUGAUUAUAAGAAGAUUUCGAGGCAAAUGAAACUCGACGGCAAAGACAGAGGCUUCAUUACCCAUAUGAAAAUAGAAGCCUAAGCUGGAAGACCAAUGAAUUCAAGCUGCUCCAUGGUCAGAAAGAAGCCGAAAAGUUCCGAAUGAAUAAAUAAUGCAAUGGGAUGGGAUGUUUUUCUUAAUUAUGAAUAAUCUGAUGCAUUUGAUGAGCAUCGUGCCAGGUGGGCGAAUAAGUAUUAUUGUUAAGUAUUUCCGUAUUAUUAAUUGUGUCUUGCUUAUUAUGUUAUUGUUUACUUAUGUGUUUUAUGAUCUGUGUGUCUUGUUUGAGAGAAAAAUAAUUUAUGAAAUUAUUCCUAUAAAUUUGUACUUUCCUCUACGUUUUCUCCGUGAAUAAGAAGUCAAGUAAUUAUAAUAGUAAUUUAGUUGCAGUUUUAUUAAUUUUUGUAGUUCUUCAUUAUUAAUUUAACGCAAGAUCAUCGAAACUCAACACAUAAAACCAAUUACACGUCAAAAUCAUGCUAAUGGAACGUUGUGGGUUCUUAUUUAUCCGAAUUAACCAUUUUGAGAUCAGAUUCGGACUCUGUAACCUAGUGACUAGUACCAUAAUCACUCAAACUAGAGAUUCUCAAUUCCAUAAGAAAAUAAGCUAAAAACAGAUAAGAUAGUGUAGUAGUACUAGAUAGAAAGUUUCAUAAGAUAUCAUCUGCCUCAAUUUCUUGUUAUUUGAAUAUCAUUAUGAAUUCCACAUGCUCAACCGCAAUAUUAAUGCAUCCAACCAAACCACGUCCCUUUAUUGUGCUUACUGGAAGCUAGCCAAGGGGAAGUUAGAAAUUAAUCAAUUAUAUAUAUAUAUAGCCUCCCCAAAAUAGCGUUAGCUGUUGGCGAAAAGGGAUCGAUUCGUCGACACCCCACUUUCCAUUAGCAACCCGCCAUACACCCCACUGCGGCGGUAUCUUUUCCUUCUCCAUCAGGUACGUACUAACAUGGUCGUCACGCCGCCGAUGAAAUGCUGGCCGGUUGAACUUACUGGCAUCCGUGGAAUGCCGGCCGAUUGAAUCUAGUUCAAUAAAUGUUAAUUGGAAAACCAAAUUGAACACCACCUGUAUUAAUGUUAUGAUCGAUUACGACCUCUAAGCAAAAUGAUGACGUUAUAGUGAAUUUAAUAAAUAAAUAGAUAAAUAAAAUAUAUUAUUUAUUUUAUGUAGUUAAAAGUGAAAUAUAUAUAUUAUUUGUUGAAUUCGAGUGUAAACUUUUAGAUAUUGACGUUAAAUAUUGUAUUUAAAUAUGAGUAUUUUUUAUUUUAUUUGAAAUGUCGUAUUUUAUUUAAAUAUGAAUUGUCAAGAAAUUUGUUUCAAAUAUAUUUUAUGCAUGAUUAAAUUCAUUUAGUAAUAAUAUUUUUUUCAUAUUUGGGUCAUGGACACGAUUGGCCACUCCAAAUGAAUGCUACGUACGUAAUUAAGGGGUCGUUUGCUUGUUGUAUUUGGGUCAUGGAUUUAGUACCCAAAUCUCAAAUUUAAUGGAUUUAACACAAGUCCAUUGUUUGUUGAAGGGUGCUAAAUCCGUGGGGUCCACGAAUUUGGUCUUUAUUUUGGAACCAAAUCCGUGAACCCUACGGACUUGUAAAUCCCACAUAUUGAUUUGGGAUUUGCAAAUCUUUGAUGGUUAGUUAUUUAUUUAAUAAAUCCAUCAUCAAAUCUAUCAUGCAAACAUUAGACUCUUCAAAUCCAUAAUCCAAUAAAUCCAUCAUAAAUUCCAAAAUUUUUGUUGGCCAAAACCCUCAUUUUUCAAAUCCAACGAGUAAAAAGUUGGCACUGGGUGCAAAAAAAAAUGAGGCACGUGGCUAUGCUAGCUUGUUCUUAUUUCAACAAACAAAUGAGAAGAAAAUGGGCUGAUUAAUUAACUGAAUGGGUCGGAAUGGAAAGCCUUUAUUAGUUGGUUGUGAUGUCUAAGGAAUUAAUCUGUGCACCAAUAAGAGUACUUGCACUAC
Molecule: messenger RNA, 4870 nt
Organism: Linum trigynum
Lineage: Eukaryota; Viridiplantae; Streptophyta; Magnoliopsida; Malpighiales; Linaceae
Source: the annotation of a GenBank genome assembly